CUGAGCUAGAGAUCUACUUCUUCUUCUUCCUCCACUUCUUUAGGACUAAAACUUUUUGGAGGACAUCAGGUGGGAGGAGUGAGCACAAGCUAUGGAUCAGUAUGAGAUACUAGAGCAGAUUGGGAAAGGUUCCUUCGGUUCUGCCCUUCUUGUGAGACAUAAACAUGAAAAAAAGAAGUAUGUCCUGAAGAAAAUCCGCCUUGCUCGCCAGACUGAUAGGACCCGAAGAUCUGCCCAUCUGGAGAUGGAGCUGAUUUCUAAAGUACGAAAUCUUAUCGUUGAAUACAAAGAUUCUUGGGUAGAGAAGGGCUUGGUUUGCUAUGUAUGCAUUGUUAUAGGGUACUGUGAGGGAGGAGACAUGGCAGAAGCUAUAAAAAGAGCCAAUGGUGUUCAUUUUCCAGAAGAGAAACUUUGCAAGUGGCUAGUUCAACUCCUGGAUGGCACUUGAUAUUUGCAUGCAAACCAUAUUCUUUCAUCUUGUUCGAAUAUAUUUUUGACAAAGGACCAAGACAUACGUCUAGUUGAUUUUGGUCUUGCUAAGAUGUUGACUUCUGAUGAUCUUGCUUCCUCUGUUGUGGGGACUCCCAGUUAUAUGUGCCCUGAGCUUCUUGCUGAUAUACCAUAUGGUUCCAAGUCAGAUAUCUGGUCUCUAGGGUGCUGUAUAUAUGAAAUGACUGCUCACAAGCCUGCAUUUAAAGCCUUUGAUAUGCAAGCUCUGAUAAACAAAAUAAACAAGUCUAUAGUGGCUCCACUUCCAACCAUGUAUUCUGGUGCAUUUCGGGGACUUGUAAAAAGCAUGCUGCGGAAAAAUCCUGAACUUAGACCAAGUGCUGCAGAGUUGCUCACUCACUCACACCUUCAACCUUACAUCCUUAAGAUCCAUCUGAAAUCCAAUAGCCCUAGACGAAACACUUUCCCUUUCCAAUGGUCUGAUUCCAACUACAUCAAGAAAACUAGAUUCCUGGAGCCAGAAGCUGUUCCUAUGUUCUCUGACAGAGAGAAGCGGAGAUCAUUCAGCAAUGACAGGACCUUGAAUCCUAGUAUAUCUGGAACUGAGCAAGACUCUCCUUGUUCUAGUCAAAAGAUGCAGGAAUUCUCCAGUCAUUUAAAUCGGAAGUUUGCUGAAUUAUCUGUUGGCAGCACUCAUGAAGACAUUGGUAUUGAUAAAUCAGUGGUCACAAAGUUCUCAAGUGCUACCAAAACCCCUAGGUCAACACCAUCAAAAACUUCUUCUACUCCUAGGAGACAGACAGCAACAUCAAAGAUAUCAAAUUGCUCAAAUCGUGAUUCAUUUCCAGUGUCACAUACUCCAGUGAGCAAGUCUUCCUGGUCAACUCGAAGAGCAUCACUUCCAUUUCCAACAAGAGCUGCUACCUUAGAAACCCCUUACAGACCCAAUGUUCGCCUCCUCCGCAGCGUGGAGUCUCCAGAUAUCUCUGUUAAUGCCCCAAGAAUUGAUAGGAUUGCAGAAUUUCCUCUAGCCUCCUGUGAUGACCCUCUUUUCCCUAUCCGUAAAACUUCAUCAACAUCUGCUCAAUGCUCUUCUAACUCACCAGAUAGCGGUGACUGUUCAAUCACAAAGGACAAGUGUACAGUACAGAUUUUGGACAAAGCCUUUGUCAGGCAGAAUUUCACUGAUGCAGACCAUGGAGUUCCUCGAAAUGGAAGUGAAUGCUCAGAGCACAACCCAACUACUGGUGUUUCUAGCCGCUCAUCUUCAGAUUCACGACAGCGCAGGUUUGACACCUCAUCAUACCAGCAGCGCGCUGAGGCAUUAGAGGGGUUGCUCGAGUUCAGUGCAAGGCUCUUGCAACAAGAAAGGUUCGACGAACUUGGGGUGCUGCUGAAGCCAUUCGGACCAGAGAAAGUUUCUCCCAGGGAAACUGCUAUAUGGUUGACAAAGAGCUUCAAGGAGACUGCAGCCUAGCAGAGAUACUAAUACCAAUCUAAUUAUGUUCCCACUUGUACAAUGCCUCUACCUAUUGACAUAUCCAACUUCAAAGAUAGGAUCUCACUAUCUGUUAACCGUGUCUUCUCACUUGAAGGCUGCUUAGAGACUUGUAAUAUGGAUUGUAAUAUCACCUUAUUGACAACUCUGUUUGAACCCGAAAGUGUUGGGAAAAAUGAGGAAAAUGGAAGUUUUUGGAGUCAGUCCA
Messenger RNA from Vitis riparia (riverbank grape), 2156 nucleotides. RefSeq names its product serine/threonine-protein kinase Nek2. Lineage: Eukaryota; Viridiplantae; Streptophyta; Magnoliopsida; Vitales; Vitaceae. Gene Ontology annotation, molecular function: ATP binding; protein kinase activity. Gene Ontology annotation, biological process: protein phosphorylation. The record is from RefSeq and is a predicted model, not a curated record.